UGGAGAUGGAGAAAUCAGGCUUGUCUCCUGUCAUCUCAAAGCAGCAGCUGCAGAGGCAGAAGGAACUGAGAAAUACCAAGACAGACUUGGCCAAGCAGAGUCUCAUUUCAUCUGAGCAAUGGCUUCAACUUCACGGGCUUAAGAGCAACAAAUUGACCUUGAAACAGAUUUUGUCACAGAUUGGAUUCCCACAAUGUGAAGAUUAUGUGACUUCUCUGGGGAGACUUGUGACUUCUCGGUAUGCGGAGGGCCUGUUUCCACGGUCCUUCACAACACAAGAUGGCAAAAUAUACAAUCUGACAGCAAAAUCAGAACUGAUCUACCCGUUUAUGGACUAUUUGACACAAGCUGCAGAGAGCUACAGGCAGCGGAUGGAAUGGCUCACCAGCAAUAGCCGGCAGAUUUUUGGUGUCAUAUUGGAACAGUGUAUCACCAUAGUGCUGGAUUUCAGUGAUGUUCUAGAGUCAGAGCUUAAUUUGUGCCGAGACGCUUUGACAAUGGUCUUCCAAGAGCAAGUGGCUCAAAUAACCAAGUUCAAUAUCAUAUGGGUUUCUCAAGAGCCCAUUAAGUGGCAGGAUCAUGCUACUCUUGUGACUGAACAAUCCAUAGCUGCUGCCAUCAGUUGGGUUGAAAAAAAGAUUUUUGAGCCAAUGAUUAUGCUUGAGGAUAGCAGCUUGGAGGCUCUGCUGGAAGCUGCCAAUGACAAAACUAUUGAAUCAAUUUACUAUUUUGUGGUGGGGGAUGUCCCUGAAGAAUGCAAGGAGAUUCUCUUCCAAAGGGCUUCUGAACUCCUAUAUCCAGUCUGCAUAGUGGCCUUCAACACCAGAGGGGAAGACACUAUAACUUUUCUUAAGAGUCUGUGUGUCAAGACUCAGAGCAGAUUCCAUGCAUUUGCUGAGAGAACAACAUGCGCAGAAUUUCCUAAAUUCCCCACAAAGGAUGAUGACAAUGUGAUUACUUGGAAUUCAAGGAAACUGAAAGGAAAACUCCCCCCAGGGGCUGGAGUCAGAGAGGACGUGUUUCUCAUUUGGAGGGAGCUGGAGGAAGCCUGCAGCACACUGGCCCAGGUCCAGAAUCUGGUGUCCCUGGCAGACUGUGGGUCAAGAGCACUGCCUGUUGAAAAUGAGCCAAAUGCAGAAGACACCUGGGACUCUAAGAAGUGGCUAGAGAAAUAUGGCUUGAAGGCCCAGAAGUUGUCAUUUUAUGAUGUCCUUGCCGAAUGUUCCUUUCGCCAUGCUGAUGGAGUUGUUGAUAUAAAAGCCAAACCAGAGGAUGAGUCUGUGCAGACCAGUGCGGAGUCCCAGAAGAAGACAGUCCAUGCAAAAUACUGCAGCAAGUUUAUACACUCUUCCUGGAAGGAUGGGAGUUUGGUACAUGUCAACAUUACCAAGGAAAAGUGCAAGUGGUACAGUGAGAGAAUUCAUACAGUCAUGGGUGAGAUCCAAAGGAGGAUUAAAUGGAUACAAAAUAGGAGUCAAAACCUCUUUGGAAAAGUACAGAAAGAUUGCAUUUACGUCCUUAUUGAUACAUCUCACUCAAUGAAGAACAAACUGGGCUUGGUAAAGAAAAAGAUCAUUCAAUUUAUACAGGAACAGCUGAAAUAUAAAAGUAAAUUCAAUUUUGUGACAUUUGAUGCUCAGGCAGUUGCUUGGCGGGAAAAACUUGCUGAAAUCAAUGAAAGUAAUUUGGAAAAGGCUCAGUCGUGGAUUAGAGGCAUUCAGGUUGGAAGCUCCACAAAUACUCUUAAUGCCUUGAAAAUUGCUUUUGCUGACAAAGAAACACAAGUAAUUUACCUUUUGACAGACGGGAGACCUGAUCAGCCAUCAAAAAUGGUGAUAGAUGAAGUUAAAGUUUAUCAGAAAAUCCCUAUUCAUACCAUCUCCUUCAGUUACAAUGAUGAGAUUGCAAAUGUGUUUUUGAAAGAGCUUGCUUCUUUGACUGGAGGAGAAUUCCAUUCUUACAAUUUUGGCUGCAAGGAUCCCACACCACAGGAGGUGGUUCAGAGUGAAGAUCUGAUUCUUUUGGUUCAGGAAAUGGAGAAAGGUUACAGUGACCUGCAGAAGGUGCAAAGCCUCUAUUCGGAGUCCUUAGUUAUGGACUGGUGGUACAAUGCAGACAAGGAAGGAGACAGCAAGCAUCAAAAGGAAAUCUCUUUAAUGGUUUCAAUCCCAGAAGACAGUGCAAAGCCUCAGCUUGAUGUUAACUCAGCAGUUGAAUUACCCCUAAAUAUGUUGAAAGUACAAUGGGACCUUCCAAUUCAAAACAUUCCAAAAAAGAAAAUCCUCCAUGCAGAAUCAACCAAAACUAGCCUGCUUAGAAGCCAGAUGUCCACUCCCAAGAGCUCAGCCUACAAUGAAAUGAAAGACAUGAAGGAUGGCCUCUCCAAAGGCUGGAGCAGCUGGAACACUGCUCUGAGUAACAAAGGAAUGAAUUUACUGCCAGUGAAUGAGUAUAUGGAUGACAAAUUGUUAGGAAAAUCAAUGGAAGAAGAGAACCAAGUUUACAACUCCUCACAGAUGUCCUCAGCAAAAUGGCUACAGACACACAGCCUGGUGGCCAAGAAACUGACCAUCAUGGAUGCUUUGGCUACAACUGCUGUGCCGCACAGCCCCACCUAUGUACCUGUUUUGGACAAACAUGUUGUUUCCAAGGUCUUUGAUGAGGUGUUCCCCCUGGCACACGUGUGCAAUAAUACAAAUAAGAUGACUUUCAUUAACCCCCAAGGAGUCAAACUCAAUAUCUACAAGCAAAAAGUAGAACAGGCAAUCAAGUCCUAUGAAAGGCGCUUGAAUAAAAUUGUUUGGCAAGCAUUAUCUCAAGAGGAAAAAGAAAAGCUAGAUUCAGUCAAGCCAAUACAGUACUUAGAAAACAAAGCAGCUUUAAACCAGGCAUUAGAACGGUUAAAUUGGCCCAUUUCCUUGAAAGAACUAUCGAUGCUGGAGAAUGAAAUCUUGGCUGGGAAAAUGUACAUUCAGCAGGCCAUGGAGCUCCAGGAGGCUGCCAAGAAGAACUGUAUGAACAAGGCUGUGGAGGAACAACAGAAAUUGCAAGGAAAUUCAACAAAGAAAAGCAAACCAAAAAAAGUUGAUCCACUCAAAGGCCACAAGGUCAUUGCAAGAUGUGACGAAAAUGGUUUUUAUUUUCCAGGGGUUGUGAAGAAGUGUCUGAGUUCUAGCCAUGCACUGGUGGAGUACAGGUAUGGAGACACCAAGAUUGUGCCUAUCUGCUUUAUCACACCUAUUGGAGGUGCCAUGCCUUGUCCACCUCUGCAGGUUGGGGAUUACGUGUUUGCCAAAAUUGUGAUACCUGAAGGAUUUGACUUCUAUGUUCCUGCCAUUGUCAUAGCACUUCCAAAACAGAAUUUGCCCUUGGAUAAAUUCUACACAGUUUUGAAGUGUAACAAUCGUAGAGAAUUUUGCCCUCGGAGUUCACUUAUUAAGAUCAGCCAAAACAAAUACGUUCUCGCUUGCUCUCAUAUAAAGUCACCCCCAAUUCAGGAUUCUUCAAAAAUAGAGAAUGAGGAGGCAAGGAACUCUACUUUCCGGACAACAAAAGAAGUUGACACUGAAGAUUUAAAAGAUCUGAGAAAGAAGAAGAGGAAACCUUCCAAGAGGCUACCUGUCCAGGAGACAGUGACCUCGGACUCAGACAACUCUUCCCAUGACAACAGGUCCCAAGAGUCUCACUCCAAGACACACCCGAAGCCCAGGGUGGGAUAUGGGGGGCAACACGGUGCAUCCCUAGAGCACUCUGAAAUCCCUUUCAAGAACAGUCAAGAGCCUCACCUGGAGCAGCAGGAGCAACAGGUUCCUUGCUCCACGGUCCCGGGAGUAGGGUCCUGCGGCCGAGGAGGUGGAGGACUGAGAGAGACCAGAGCCAGCAGGGAAGAAAAGGAGCGGCUUAGCCAGAGCGAGGAGAGCGGGCGGAGAGAGAAGCGCAAACUUUUAUGGGGGAAACAAGAGACAUGCAUAGAAAAUCUUGAUUCAAAAUACACAAUUGUGGCAUUGGGACCAGGAUUUGUGUCCAGUGUGGAGGAUGCAGCCGAGGGGGCUGAGGACAGUUGCCAAGGCUGGAGCAGCCACUUUGGAGCUGAAUGUGACUAG
Messenger RNA from Dipodomys ordii (Ord's kangaroo rat), 4103 nucleotides. It is a transcript of the gene Vwa3b, whose product is annotated as von Willebrand factor A domain containing 3B. NCBI's taxonomy places the organism in Eukaryota, Metazoa, Chordata, Mammalia, Rodentia, Heteromyidae. The transcript has 29 exons. Bases 6 to 4103 code for a protein of 1365 amino acids. The record is from RefSeq and is a predicted model, not a curated record.